Molecule: messenger RNA, 520 nt
Organism: Aspergillus wentii DTO 134E9
Lineage: Eukaryota; Fungi; Ascomycota; Eurotiomycetes; Eurotiales; Aspergillaceae
Exons: 1
Coding region: 86-412 (108 amino acids)
Source: RefSeq, a predicted model, not a curated record
GGUAGUUUUAAUUUUCUGCAUAUCUCCGAAUAAAGCCUUAGAUCCUAUAAAGACGUACUUGGUGUUGAGUUUAACUCCCAUAAUCAUGCUUGCCAGUUUUAAAAAUACCUUCACCCCGUCCACCAUACCUUCUGCGCUUCUUGUUAUGGGCAAGUUUAGUACCAUGAUCCACGUUCUUCAUAUCCUACCAGAGAACGGUACCAUUGAACGCCUGGGCUUCACAACCCCAUCGUCCACCACCUUCCGCCGCGGCGGAACCACAGAGCAGGGGCGCGAGCAGAUCGGCACAGUCACACUUCACGUUGGAAAUGGCGAGACCACCGACUCCUUGAUGACGUUGAGAUACGAGCCCGUAAGCUGUGUGAUGAUUCCCUGGGCUCGAGUCAGCUGCAAGCAGGCAGUGUUGAAGUGACCCAGCUAGUGCAAGUCGUCCUUCAGCCUGCAGCACUCGAUGCGAUUCACAAAGGGGCAAGACCGCUCUAUGAACGCGACACAGAUGUACCCCGUUUGUAUUAUUUAC